Molecule: messenger RNA, 5350 nt
Organism: Dicentrarchus labrax (European seabass)
Lineage: Eukaryota; Metazoa; Chordata; Actinopteri; Moronidae
Gene: dgke
Product: diacylglycerol kinase, epsilon
Exons: 11
Coding region: 284-2014 (576 amino acids)
Molecular function (GO): ATP-dependent diacylglycerol kinase activity
Source: RefSeq, a predicted model, not a curated record
UUAUCUUGACAUUUCCACACUCUCUGGCGAAGCUAAGGUAGCGAGGUAGCUCAUUGGCUCAACGUCACAUCGUUGUCUUCAUGUUUACAGCUAGUCGGACAGAAAAAUGUUUAGAUUUCAGCUGGAAUUAGUGCCAGCAUGCGGCUGGUGUCCGUGAACAUGAGUGUCGCAGGGAGAACGUGUUGUGCGUCCAGUCUACCGUCAGCGUUGUUUCCUCGGUCCUCCUCUGUACUGGUUUCCGCUCAUUAGCAUCACCCAUCGCUCGCCCUAGCGUCCAGCAGCGAUGUACAAGGAGGGGGACGAGGUGCAGGACGACUGCGGCUCCCGGGAGGAGUGGACCCUCCUGUUCUGGACCUCUCUGGCCGUCAUCGUCCCGGUCAUCAUCACACUGUGGUGCAGCGCCCAGCGCUCCAAGCGGAAAACGCACAUGAAGGAUUUCUUUCGCAAGAGCAAGCACGGCUGGCACUACACGGACCUGUUCAACAAGCCCACCUACUGCUGCGUCUGCUCCCAGCACAUCCUCCAAGGGGCUUUCUGCGACUGCUGCGGCGUGUGCGCCGACGAGCAGUGCCUGCGCCGGGCCGACCGGAGCCUGACCUGCAAGGAGAUCAUGGCCCCCUCGAGUCCCGGCGGAGCCAUGGAGCACCGCUGGGUCCGCGGAAAUGUCCCCCUCGCCAGCUACUGUGCAGUAUGCAAACAGCAGUGUGGGACCCAGCCGAAGCUCUGCGACUUCAGGUGUGUGUGGUGUCAGGCCACAGUGCACGACGACUGCAUGGACAGCCUGCCGGACGCAGACCAGUGUGACCUGGGCGAGUUCCACAGCCUCAUUAUCCCUCCUCACUACCUCUACCGGGUCAACAAGCUCCGUCGCAGGCACCCAGACGAGUACAGCAAGCUGGCGUCGUCCUGUGGCAGUGGCUGGACUCCAGUUUUGGUCUUGGCUAACACACGUAGCGGAAACAACAUGGGGGAGGUUUUGCUGGGAGAAUUUCGCACCCUUCUGAACCCAGUGCAGGUGUUUGACCUGUCUGAGCUGACGCCCUCCAAAGCCCUCCAGCUGUGCACCCUGCUGCCCCCCGGCAGUGUGCGGGUGCUGGUGUGUGGGGGUGACGGCACAGUGGGCUGGGUGCUGGAUGCCAUCGAUACUAUGAAGCUGAAGGGCCAAGACCAGUUUAUGCCAAGGGUGACCAUCCUGCCCCUGGGGACAGGAAAUGACCUUUCCAACACUUUAGGCUGGGGUGCCGGGUAUGCUGGCGAGAUCCCUGUGGAACAGGUUCUCCGUAACGUCCUUGAUGCAGAGGUGGUCAAAAUGGACAGAUGGAAGGUGCAGGUGGCUUCAAAAGGCCUCUACUUUCGUAAACCAAAGGUUCUGUCCAUGAAUAAUUACUUCUCUGUGGGGCCCGACGCUCUGAUGGCGCUCAGCUUCCACACACACCGCGAGAAAACACCCUCCUUCUUCUCCAGCCGUAUCAUCAACAAGGCUGUUUAUUUCCUGUAUGGCACCAAAGAUUGUUUAGUGCAGGAAUGUAAGGAUCUGGAUAAGAAGAUUGAGCUGGAGUUGGAUGGGGAGAGGGUGGCGCUGCCCAGUCUGGAGGGCAUCAUAGUUUGCAAUAUUGGCUACUGGGGCGGAGGCUGCAGACUCUGGGAGGGUAUGGGGGAUGAACCCUGCCCCCCCACACGGCUGGAUGAUGGUCUGCUGGAGGUGGUGGGUGUGUUUGGCUCCUUCCACUGUGCUCAGAUCCAGGUCAAGCUGGCCAACCCUGUGCGGCUGGGUCAGGCCCACACUGUCCGGCUGGUUCUCAAGAGCUCCAAGAUGCCCAUGCAGGUGGACGGAGAGCCGUGGGCCCAGGGUCCCUGCACCAUCACAAUCACCCAUAAGACCCAGGCCCUCAUGCUGUACCACAGCAGCGAGCAGACGGACGAUGAUGACGACGAAUCCAGCGCCUCUGAGACGGAGAGCCCCACCCCUCACGACUCACCCAGGCCUGCAGGGCCGGCCUCCGCUCGUGCAUGACCCACCCCAAACAUCACGUGAUCUAAAGCUCUUCUUGUCUUAGUGUCUGUCUUCUUUCUGCAACCCAGUUUCUGUGAGUCCCUCAUUUGCAUUGGCACUUACUCGCCCCUCCUCAAUGAUCUUUGAACACACUCUAUCCUCAAAUCAUGUCGAUCAGAAUAGGUGUCAUACAUUUCCUGUGUAAUCCUUUCAUAUGUUUUCAGGGAGCUCACAGCGGUUAGAAAGGUCCAUUUGGAAUGGGGCUGGCGUGAUUUGUUUUUCGCUGUUUUAUUUCCACACUCCCCAUACAUUGUAACCCAGAGCUCAGGCAGUUCCCCCUCCACAGGUGGGACAGUCAGGAGGAGGUGAAUGUUUCGGAGAAAGAUGGCUGUUUAUUUGCACUGAUCCCUUGUGCCAUAGAUAUCUAAUAGUCGACUAUACUGUAUUUAUUAUACUGUAUUUUCAAUUGAAUGCCCAGUCAGCCCUGCAGGUAUCAGUGAGCCAUUUUUAAGAAGUUGCCCAGGUUCAGUUGACCAAAUGCCCUCAAAGCCAUGUCUCCGUCAACAGCAGGUGAUAAAGUAGUAAUACAGUGCUGUCACAAUGAAUGGCUGACGGUACAUGCAAAGCUUUUUGGCCCAUUAGUGAUUUUUUUUUUACUCCAAUAAGAGCACAAACAGCAAACGCAUUUUCUGCAAAAGAUGAGUGUUGUACAGAUGGUGGGUGAAAUGUGAAACUGUACACAAUAUCUGUUAAAUUCCCCUUUCAGGCUCCUCGUCAUCAAAACGCUGAUAGUUUUUAAGUAUCUCCUGCAUUUGUUGAUGAUGAGGCUUUGAAAUAUGUGACGGCCAAAAGGUCUCUGAAUCUCAAUGGAGCAAAGGCUCUGUUACAACUGCAAUGUGUCAAUCAAAUGUGUCAAUCACUGGACGUCGAUGCUAGUUUGCUUACUUCAUGAUGCACUGUCUCACGUAGCUCGCCAAAACUGUUAGAUUGUACUAAGAUACAGUCUCGAAACUAUAUUUAACUUUCCUGUAGGAGCUACAGGAAACAGCCUGACUUGUUUACUUUGAAAGUACUGCCAAGUAACUGUUGUUAAGGAUUUUCAUUUUGCCUACAUGUAAAACCUUUCGUUUGUCCUCUUCUUUACAUAGUUCCUCCUGUUUACAUAUAUUGUGCUGCACUGUUUUGGCACUUACACUGCUAAACACCUUACACUGCUUAGGACAUAGAUGACACCAUGAUGUUGAAACGUGAUGUUGCUGCCGGUUGUGAUAACUGCUGAUGAGAUUAAGCUGUCCUAUGUUGUUAUUUUAUGUUACUCAAGUCAUCCUCUUGCAUUUCAUCAAUUUAUGUUUUACCAGAUAGUCACCACAAGGUGGCAGACUAAAGACAGUGUUUUCUGUAGCCAGGGUCUUUACACUAAUCUCUACAGUUUAAUAUUAAGACCAUCAGAGUUACUUGCAUGUACUUUUCUGUGUUGUGUUCAGGUGAUGUUGAUCUAACUGUUGAUUUUCAUUGGUUGCAUCUUUUCAGUACUCAUAAUGUGUGUAACAUAAUGUGUGCAGGAGGUCAUUUGUCCUUAUGUCUGUCAAAUAGCCUACUCGUAGGGAAAUUCCUUUUACCAUUUGAGGUGGUCCUGUUUAUUGCAGAAAGAAAAAGAAAUUGCCUGUUGCUCACAGCCAUAUAAGAAAAGCCUACAGUGUUAGUUUAUGCUUAACCCGGAGCCAACUUGUUGAUCAUAAGGCUGAACAGGGAUCCGUUUUUAGCCGUGUGAUGCCUAUGCUUUUGGAAUAUGCACCUCCUUGGCAGGGAACCAAGCCUCAUGGUUUCAUCACUCUGUUUGUUUGGUGAAUUCUUCUUGCACAAGGACACCUGUUUGAUCUUUUACCUGAUCCAUGUUUACCAGAAUUGUGUGUGUGUGUGUGUGUUGUGUUGAAUUUGCUGAAAUGUAACUGGGGUUUGUUUGAAGGCUUUUAGCCACACUAGAAGCAUGACUCUAGUUCAAAACACUGUUUUCGAAUUAUAUACCUCAAUAACUGUAGUGCAGUCUGUUACACACAUUGAUGGUCCACAGGGAAGAGUCCUAAUCAUUUUGUGUAUCCUAUUUAUUCAGCCCCACCAACAGGUUAAAUGUGUGACUGUCAGACACUUAAGUUUGCAUGUACAUAUGGCAGCACAUGCUAACAUGUUAAGUACAAUUAAUUUGAAUCAGGUAAGAGCUUAAAGCUGCAGUCAAAUAGCGUGUAUGUGUGUAAUGGAUCACACUAUGUUCCCAGGCUCCAGUGCUGAGAAAUAAGCAUCUGUCCCCUGCAACAUGCAGUGUAAAAUAUGUUAGAUAUGUCCUCCAGGUGCAUUUGUCUGAAAACAGAAGUGUGACUCCCCUCUCCCAACUUUACACUUGGUUUUGCCCAGUACCCUCGUUCAGUGCGUUGGUCCAGGAACUUUUGGAACUUUUCAGAUCCUCUUAAAGACUUUCUUUCUUAAAUGCCACCAGCCAAAAGUUUUGCAAAUCUAAACCAUCAGGGGAAAAAACAAUAAAAAUUCUAGUAAGUCAUUCCCAUGCAUGCUGCCCAGAGCAGUGAACAGCUCUUUUGCCAACAGCGUUGGUCCCUUAUAAACAACAGAAAAUAUCAAAACAAAUGUCAAUGUAGUCAUCAAAAAUGUUCUAAAUGUGCAAUUUUUCAUUUAGAAUUGUGGGAAAUGCAUUAACUAAUUCUGGUGGAGGGCUCUCAUUUGGACCUAGGAUGUAACAGUAGAAAAGUGCUCUCUCCCAUUUUAAACCAUCCAACAAAUGUGUUUCCUGGUGUGUAAUGAUGGCUGUUACGCCUCACAAGAUUGCUAGUGUGGCUAAAGACUUUUACUUGUUCUACUGUUAAGAUUGUAGGGACAUGACUGUGAUGUUUUGAAUGCUCCCAAUUCACAGCUGUUUUAUUAAUUGUUCAGUCUUGGCAGAUAUAUAACAGUAUUUAUAUAGACUCAGUUCAGCAAGGCAAAUGUCACCAUGUUGUGUGUACCAAAAUGCUUUCAUUAUUACUUAAUAUAUAUUUGAAUAGGCUUACUUCUUUGCUGUCAAAUAUCUGUAAAAGUAACCAACCCUACAGGCUGACUGAAGGUUGACUACAAUAUGAUCUUAAAAAGAAGCCUUAUUCGGCCUCUGCUAAAGAGAAAAUACAAAGGACCUGUGUCUGGGAGAAAAUAAGCUUUUGGUAACAAUCAUGUAAAACUAAGCCAUUGACAAAAAUGGUAGUCAAGAGGGUUGUUGCGGAAAUUGUUACUACAGGUGACAAAUGGAUUUGGAUUGAAUGUAAUGAAGCAAUGUUUUGAAUUUGAAAACAUUCCCAUAAAUAUUUUCAUAUAGAA